Molecule: messenger RNA, 1113 nt
Organism: Calidris pugnax (ruff)
Lineage: Eukaryota; Metazoa; Chordata; Aves; Charadriiformes; Scolopacidae
Product: ATP-dependent RNA helicase SUPV3L1, mitochondrial-like
Exons: 3
Coding region: 785-1015 (76 amino acids)
Biological process (GO): mitochondrial RNA 3'-end processing; RNA catabolic process
Cellular component (GO): mitochondrial degradosome
Molecular function (GO): RNA helicase activity
Source: RefSeq, a predicted model, not a curated record
AAUUCUUCACAAUAAUUUUGAUUCAUUGAUUACUAGUCUUCAAUUUUAAAUAAAAAAAACCAAACACUGCUCCCCCCACUCCCCAUGUGUGUAUGUAUUUGAUAAUAACAGUUUUUUAGACCCAGAAAGUUCUUUGAAAUUCUAUGGGAAUUGGUCAAUUGGAGUGUGACCGGAAAUGAGACCUUUAAGGACACAUGUCUACUCUGCAAACAUUGAAAAGAUUAAACCUGAGUGUCUCUUCUGAGUUGGUUUUUCUAUUUCUGUUUUCUCACCUAGGGAUUGUAGAUUCACAAUCCUGAACCAGCAAACCAAGUCUUAAUAGCUUAGGGAAGCUAUAGUCUGUUCUCUUUUUCUCUGUUUAUUCACAAAAGGAUUUUAGAAGCUUUUAUUUUAUUCCAAGGCAGCAUGUGAAUUUAGGAGGAAAAGGAUAAAAUCUUCUUAGGACAGAAAAGCUAUUUUUCAUCUAGCUUUUCCAUAGCUUUUCGUUCUGUUUAGAAGUUCUCUAGACAUAUAGGCUAGUCAGAGUGAAUAUACUGAAAUGAGUUUUUUUUUUUUCUUCAUGCUAUUUGGUUUGCUUAAUGAGUCCAUGUACUCAUUUUAGUUUGUCUUUCUGCCAUUGAGGUAGUUAUUGAACUUUCUCGAGAGCCAGAAGUUGAGUGAAUUACGUAGGAUACACGCCUUCAAACAAGCUGGCAAACUUUCUUAAAAGGGUUUGUCUUCUCUUCUAGGUCACGUGGAUGAUCUCUUUCCAUUUUUCUUGAGGCAUGCAAAGCAGAUCUUCCCGAUGCUGGACUGUAUGGAUGAUCUGCGCAAGAUCAGCGAUUUAAGAUUGCCGCCCAACUGGUAUCCAGAUGCCAGAGCUAUUCAGAGAAAGAUAAUAUUCCAUGCUGGUCCUACAAACAGUGGAAAAACUUACCAUGCUAUCCAGAGAUUUUUGUCAGCAAAAUCUGGAAUAUACUGCGGUCCGCUAAAACUUCUGGCUCAUGAGAUCUUCCAAAAGAAAUGUGCCAUGUGACUUGGUGACAGGAGAAGAGCGUGUGUAUGCCAAUGAAGAUGCCAGACAAGCUCCUCAUAUUGCUUGUACCAUUGAAAUGUGCAGCACUAAUACGCCUU